Pocillopora damicornis (cauliflower coral) is the source of this 832-nucleotide messenger RNA. RefSeq names its product G-protein-signaling modulator 2-like. The record is from RefSeq and is a predicted model, not a curated record. Lineage: Eukaryota; Metazoa; Cnidaria; Anthozoa; Scleractinia; Pocilloporidae.
AUGUUGUUCAUUGAGAGGAUUUAUGACACAGAAACCUUUGACAUUUGCUUUACACAAAGUUAUAAUUAUAAAAUUCAGUCUGUUAGAGAAGUGGGAGAUAAGUCCACGGAGGAAAAAGAUCGUAUUAGUUAUGACCAUGGUAGUGCAAGUGCAAGUGAUGUAUAUAAUCGGGGAGACAAGCAUGGGGAGGGUAUCACUUAUAGCGAUCUUGGCAAUGUUUAUGAAAGUCUAGGCGAUUUCAAAAAAGCCAUAGAGUGCCACAACCAACAUCUUUUAAUAACUAAAAAAGUAGGAAACAAGCAUUGGGAGGGCUACGCUUAUAAUUGCCUUGGCGAUGCUCAUCGGAGUCUUGGUGAUUUCAAGAAAGCCAUAGAGUAUCUCAACCUAUAUCUUAAAAUAACUGAAGAAGUAGGAGAUAAGAAAGGGGAGGGUAGUGCUUAUGGUGAUCUUGGCAAUGUGUAUUGGAGUCAAGGGGAUUUCAAAAAAGCCAUAGAGUUCCACAACGUACAUCUUAAAAUAGCUCAAGAAGUAGGAGACAAGCAUGGGGAGGGUAACGCUUCUGGUAAUCUUGGCAAUGAUUAUUACAGUCUGGGUGAUUUCAAAAAAGCCAUACAGUACCACAACCUAUAUCUUACAUUAGCUAAUGAGGUAGGAAACAAGCAUGGGGAGAGUAAAGCUUAUAGUAACCUUGGCAAUGCUUAUCACGGUCUGGGUGAUUUCAAAAAAGCCAGAGAGUACCACAGCCUACAUCUUAUGAUAGCUAAAGAAAUAGGAGACAAGCGUGGGGAGGGUAACGCUUAUAGCAAUCUUGGCAAUGCUUAUGACAGUCUGG